Molecule: messenger RNA, 1635 nt
Organism: Tinamus guttatus (white-throated tinamou)
Lineage: Eukaryota; Metazoa; Chordata; Aves; Tinamiformes; Tinamidae
Source: RefSeq, a predicted model, not a curated record
CUGGUGAUCUCGGUGCUGGAUGCAAACGACAACGCGCCCGAGUUCAAUCACUCGAUCUAUAAAGUGCAUUUGUCCGAAGACGCCUCCGACGGGGCGCUGGUUGUGCGCGUGAGUGCUACGGAUCGAGACGAGGGAAUGAACAGGCAGCUGUCCUACAGAGUAAAAAAGGUAAUUCCUCCCACUGGAACAGAGCUAUUCGUGCUGGACCGACAUACAGGGGAGAUAAGACUCACGAACUCCCUUGAUUUUGAAGACGCACGCCUUUAUGAGAUACAAGUGGAAGCGACAGACAGGGGUACGCCUCCCCUUUCGGGGCACUGCAAAGUGGUGGUGGAGGUGCUGGACGUGAACGACAACGCGCCGGAGGUGUGGGUGACGUCGCUGUCGUUGCCGGUGGCCGAGGACGCGCCGCUGGGGACGGUGGUGUCGCUGCUGAGCGUGUCGGACCGUGACUCGGGGUCGAACGGGCGCGUGCGGUGCGCGGUGUGGCCGUCGUCGCCGUUCGGUCUGGUGUCGACGUUCGAGGGCUCGUACUCGCUGGUGCUGCGUGAGGCGCUGGACCGGGAGCGUGUGUCGGAGUACGAGGUGGAGGUGCGUGCGGAGGACGGCGGGACGCCGCCGCUGCGCGCCCGGCGCGCCCUGCGGGUGCCGGUGUCAGACGUGAACGACAACGCGCCGGCGUUCGCGCAGGCCGUGUACACGGUGCUGGCGCGGGAGAACAACGCGGCGGGCGCGGAGCUGGCGCGCGUGUGGGCGCGGGACCCGGACGAGGCGGGCAACGGGCGCGUGAGCUACUCGUUGUGGGAGGGCGCGUCGGCGUCGGGGUCGCGCUCGGCGUCGAGCUACGUGUCGGUGGACGCGGAGAGCGGGCGUGUGUGGGCGCUGCAGCCCUUGGACUACGAGGAGCUGCAGGUGCUGCAGUUCGAGGUGCGCGCGGUGGACGCGGGGGAGCCGUCGCUGAGCGGCAACGCCACGGUGCAGCUCUUCGUGGUGGACGAGAACGACAACGCUCCGUCGCUGCUGCCGCCUGCGGGGGGCGGCGCGGGCCCCUGGGCUGGCGGCGCGGGAGAGUCGUCGUCAUCUUCGUCGGGGUGGUCGUUGUGGGCGUGGGCGUCGUGGGGUUCUCCUGCGGGGCAGGUGGUGGCGAAGAUCCGUGCGGUGGACGCGGACUCGGGCUACAACGCGUGGCUGCGCUACGAGCUGCAGGAGGCGCGGGGCAAGGGCGCGUUCCGCGUGGGUCUGUACAGCGGCGAGGUGAGCACGGCGCGGGCGCUGGAGGAGGCGGACGGGCCGCGGCAGACGCUGCUCAUCGUGGUGCGGGACCACGGCGAGCCGGCGCGCUCCGCCCCGGUGGCCAUCUGCGCGGUGUCGAGCGUGUUUCUGCUGGCCGUGGUGCUGUACGCGGCGUCGCGGUGGUCGCCGCGGGCGUCCGUGCUGUCGGGGCCCGGUCCGACGACGCUGGUGUGCGCCAGCGAAGUGGGGAGCUGGUCGUACUCGCAGCGCCAGAGCCGGAGCGUGUGCGUGGCGGAGGGCGCGGGCAAGAGCGACCUCAUGGUUUUCAGCCCCAAAUUCCCGCCACACGCGGGCUCCGCGCUAAAGGAGACGCCGCAGGAUCCCGCUGCUCUCCUGGACACG